Kuraishia capsulata CBS 1993 is the source of this 705-nucleotide messenger RNA. RefSeq lists its product as uncharacterized. The transcript has a single exon. The coding region runs from base 1 to 705 and encodes 234 amino acids. The record is from RefSeq and is a predicted model, not a curated record. NCBI's taxonomy places the organism in Eukaryota, Fungi, Ascomycota, Pichiomycetes, Pichiales, Pichiaceae.
AUGAUACGACCUCAGAUUAACUUAACAGAGGCCCCGUCUGUAUCACCGAAUGCUCAGCCUGAAAUGACCAGGGAAUCGUCCGCCUCGCCAGGGUUGAGGACCUCAGCACUAUCCAGGAUAUCCAUCUCCACCACCUCCCUCACCUCGUUACUGCCUUCGAUUUAUGGUUUGGGCAAAAACCAGUCGAUGCCUGUUCUGCAAGAACCUUCCAGGGAAAACGCGAAUGGAUAUCCGGGUUUGGUGGAUGGAACAAGCAACGUCUCGGAUCUACUUGCUAGAGAGAGUGAUGUAACUGUGUCUACCAACGUCACUUCGCAGGCAGAAUACAAGGGAUUUGCUUCAUAUGUGAUUUCGGGCAUCUUUCUGUUCAUCUGGUUGUUCUGGGCGCUCUUACCAGACUCCACACUGAACUAUCUCCAGAUCUACUACUAUCCGUCCAGAUGGUGGGCCGUUGCCAUACCUAGCUAUAUCCUCAUCAGUAUGGUAUACACCUACAUUGCCCUGGCACUUUAUAAUAUCGAGGUCAAGACCCCAAAGCUGGACGAUGCGAGAACUAUAUCCGAUGACACCGGAGUCGUCGUUACUCAAUUCAAUAAUUUCGAGGACAAAACGGUGAGUGAUAAGUACAUCUACCAUCCCACCUCUGGUAUAUGGGACUUGCCCUUGAGCACAGUCAAUGAAGUGCUUUAUCUGGAUAACGACUGA